GUCAUUUGCUCCUGAGAGAUUCAGUCGUUCUGCAGAGCUUCUGUUUAGUAACUUUUUUAGUAAAGUUAACAUUUGUUUACUGAACAUCAACAUGUAGCUGAGAUCAGCAAACCUGAAUGUAGAAUCUGAUGAAUCGCAGCAUCUGAACACCUGAGCGCGUGUGUUAAUAGACUGCAGCCUCACAGCUCUCAAGAUGACAUCAGCCACACCCCCUUCUUCUCAUUGCCCCGCCUCUCAGAAGGUGUGCCACUCCCAGACGCAGACAGAUGUCCUGAAGCCUCUACUCGGUGCGUUGGGGCACGGGAGUCAGCUGGCUCGCCGGAGACGGGUGUUAUCCAAGGAUGGGCGGAGCAAUGUCCGCAUCGAGCAUGUGAGUGGGCGUGGCGCUCUGUACCUGCGUGACCCCUGGACCACCUUUGUGGACAUGCAGUGGAGGUAUAAACUGGUUCUGUUCAGCGCCACAUUUGUGGGAACCUGGUUCACCUUCGGACUGCUGUGGUACCUGCUGGCUUUGGUGCAUGGAGACCUGCUCGAGUUUGAUCCUCCAGCAAACCACAGUGUGUGUGUGAUGCAGAUGCAAACACUGACCGCAGCCUUUCUCUUCUCGCUGGAGACUCAGACCACCAUCGGAUACGGAUACCGCUGCAUCACAGAAGAGUGUCCGUCUGCCAUCGUCCUGCUCAUCAUCCAGCUCCUCAUCACCACCGCCAUGGAGAUCUUCAUCACCGGAACAUUCCUCGCCAAGGUGGCUCGGCCGAAAAAGCGUGGGGAGACGAUUCGGUUCAGUCAGCAUGCUGUAAUAGCCAAUCACGACGGGCGACCGUGUCUCAUGAUACGAAUCGCCAACAUGCGCAAGAGUCUGUUGCUGGGCUGCCAGGUGACCGGGAAGCUUUUACAGCCGUGUGUCCCAAAGGAGGGCGAGACGGUGCGUUUAGACCAGAAAAACGUGACCUUUAGUGUGGACACGGCCACCGAGAGCCCCUUCCUCAUCCUCCCGCUCACCUUCUACCACAUCAUCGACGAGCAGAGCCCGCUGCACGGAUGGGCAAAAAAAGGCGGAGGCUGGACGGAACCGGAUCACGCUGAUUUCGAGCUGCUGGUAAUGAUGAGCUCCACCGUGGAACCCACAUCGGCCACCUGUCAGGUGCGAACCUCAUACCUGCCCGAUGAGAUCCUGUGGGGCUACGAGUUCCCGCCCAUCGUGUCUCUCUCUCCGAUGGGCAAAUACGUGGCGGAUCUCGCGUACUUCGACAAGGUGGUGAAAACCAAGACCCCGCCCCUUUUCAAUCAGACCCCGCCCAGCGGUACUGACUGUUGCCAUAAAGACGUGAGCGGCACGGACCCGGAGAAGAUGCGUCUGGAGCAGAGCUACCGAGCGGAUGAGAGACAGACGGACGGCGGGCCCGUUAGCGUGCGCAUCAGUAACGUCUGACACACCCGGAUUGUACACUGAAAAAAAUAAACAAAAAUGUCCUUAAAAUCAUGCAUUGAAACCAUUAAUGCUGCAUGAACAGCAUCAGCCCAAUAAUAUGCAAGAAAUAUUAACAGCAUAAGCUGAAUAAGAAAAUGUAUAUUUUGUGUAGGUCUAUACUAGCAUACAGUACAUGUUUAAUAUUUUUUAAAUAAUGUGCUUUUUGGAUUAUAAAAUGCAUUUUAUAAGUUUAUAAAAGCUCACAUUAUUUGAAAUACUAUUCCAGGACUACUUGGAAUAUUGACAUAAAAACACCUAAAUGCAUAAAAAAGCAGGGUUAUCAUUGACAUACCUGGCAUAAAAAUAAACAAAAAUGUCCUUAAAAUUAAGUGUAGAAAUUAUUAUUAUUGCACUAUUGAGCAUAGCAUACGCUGAAUAGGAAAACUGCUAAUUUUGUGUAUAUUCACAGUAAAUACGGUUGGAAAGGAGAAAUGAUGUGAUUUUUAUACUUUAAAAAGCAAUUUUCUAAUUAUUAUAUUAUUAUUUUUAUGAGUUUUAAAAAUCUCAUAUUAUUUGAAAGACUACAUAUUUGUAUGCAUAAAACACCUAAAUCCAUAAAAACAGCUGAAGACAGCAUUAAAAAUAAGCAUUGAAACAAUAUGCAAAACAACACAGAAUAGGCUGAACAGAAAAAUGUAUCAUUUUGUGUAUAUUUGUUAGUACAUACAUUUGCAAAAUAUUUUAUGAAUACUUUAUUUUAGCUCUAACGAGCUCAUAUUAUUUGAAAGAUGGAAUAUUUGUAUUAAAUCUUAAAUGUUCACGCUACAAAGGCAUUUAAAACAAACUAGGUAAGACAAGGGAUUUAAAUUUUAAAGUGAUUUCUACGUUCAUACACAUUUGAACCUAAAAUUUUAAUUAUGCAUCAAAUACGCAAAUGCAUAAAAAGAGCAAAAUUAUUAUUUACCUACUUAGCAUUUUAAAAAAUGAUCAACAAUGUCCUUAAAAUCAAGCACUGAAAUCAUCAAUACUGUAUGAACAGUAUGAGCUCAGUAUAUGCAAAAUUAUUAACACAGGAAAACUGAUCAUUUUGUGUAUAGUUCACAUUAAAUACUUUCAGAAAUUUAAAAUGAUGUGCUUUUAUAUUUUAUAUGUUUUUUAUGUUUUAAAUAUCAAUUUGCUUACAUGAGCUUUUAUGAGCUCAAAUUAUUUGAAAAAUUGAAUAUUUGUAUUAAAAUGUACAUUUUUACACUACAAAGGCCAUUUAAAACAAACUAGUGAACGCAAGUGUUAAAAAUGGUGAAGUAAAGACCUUUCCUUCUACAUUCAUACACAUUUGAACCUAAAAUCGUGAUAUUCUUUGACACGUUAUGCAUCAAACACCCAAAUGCAUUAAAACACAGAAAAAAUACUGGGGACUUUUAACAGUUCACAGCAGAAUAUUUAUGUGGCUGUAAUUAUAUGCAUAAUUAUAUGAUUUAUUGUUCGCAUUCAACAUGUUUUUUCUCUGCUCUCGGUGUUCAGAACAAACCUGUGAUGAUUUCAUGCUCGUGCUAUAUGAAUGUGUUCCUGUGAUUCAUCACAUUUUCUGCUUUGGUGACUCUGAUUGAAUGUCACUAUAAUGAUUUUGCACUUCGGGGUGAUUAGGAGAGUUUAUUAUCCUAACGAAUCUGACAGCACUUUAGUACUGUACUCCUCUCUCUUUAUACAGAGACAGAGAAGUGGCUCAGAAAAGUGAAAGAAGUUCUGAGAAAAUUUGCAGCGUUUGUUUGAUCAGAUGCUUUGAUUUGAUAUUUUGUAUCUAAUUUCAAGAUAAAUAUGAAUACGUGUUUGUCCAGUGGCUGAACUACUGAAAUAAUCCACUGGAUAUACAGAGAUGCAUCAUUUUCCACAUUGACGGUCAAUCUGAUGCUGAUAAAUGACUGUUAUAAUGCGUUUUAUUUGCACAUCAUGUAUUUUGUCUGUUAUUACUGGAGUGUCAGCUGUAACAGCGUAGAAACUAUUUUCACUCAGAAAUUGCUAGUAAAUUUCACAAAUAAUUACAUAGAAAUGGCAAGUAAUAUAUUGAAUUAAAUGUAAAAUUUUGAAGUAAAAAGACUUAAUAUUUCCUGUAAAGCAUGCUACAAUAAUCUUGUUUUAUUUACAGUUUUAAAGAAUAAUUUUUUUACAGUAUAUGAAUGAUUGUAACUCGUAACAUGCUGCUUCAACAGUCUGUUUAAUGUGUCUGAAAUGUGCAUAUAUGUGUGCAUAUUAAAGUACUAUUUUACAGCAUUAAA
This is a messenger RNA of Labeo rohita (rohu), 3684 nucleotides long. Its product is annotated as ATP-sensitive inward rectifier potassium channel 10. Gene Ontology annotation, biological process: potassium ion import across plasma membrane; regulation of monoatomic ion transmembrane transport. The transcript is spliced from 6 exons. Gene Ontology annotation, cellular component: plasma membrane. Lineage: Eukaryota; Metazoa; Chordata; Actinopteri; Cypriniformes; Cyprinidae. The record is from RefSeq and is a predicted model, not a curated record. Gene Ontology annotation, molecular function: inward rectifier potassium channel activity. The coding region runs from base 194 to 1432 and encodes 412 amino acids.